AUGAAUCUUGAAUUGUUUCUUCUUUAUGAUGCAGAUGCCAGUGAAACAACGAUUACAGGUGUUGUUACUGUGACAUAUCCUGAAAUAGGUUACUGUUCAUACUCAGCUAUAUAUCAAUCAGUUUUCCGUGGAGCAAAACUGAUUAAGAGAUUUCUCACUUCUAGUCCCAAACAGUGUUUUUACGGGUGCUAUUUUGAAGGAUGUCGUUCAGCAAAUCUUAUUCAGAUUGAUAAUGAGAUAAAUUCUUGUGAAUUAUUCAGCUUAAUUCAAGCACUUUGCAGUGAUGCUUUGAUCGACUACCGUACAGCGACCGUAUUGGAAUAUGAUAGUGGUAGCGUAUAUUUUGAUGGUAUAAAAUGUAAGAAGAAACGUCAUAAUCAAAAAGUUCAGGAUAGCAAUAAUAGUAAUGAUGAUGAUGAUGAUGAUGAUGAUGAUAAUGAGCAAACUAUUAGUAAUAAUACUAAUAAUGCUAGUAAAUAGUA
Molecule: messenger RNA, 482 nt
Organism: Thelazia callipaeda (thelaziosis nematode)
Lineage: Eukaryota; Metazoa; Nematoda; Chromadorea; Rhabditida; Thelaziidae
Source: the annotation of a GenBank genome assembly